Molecule: messenger RNA, 261 nt
Organism: Aureococcus anophagefferens
Lineage: Eukaryota; Pelagophyceae; Pelagomonadales; Pelagomonadaceae
Exons: 1
Biological process (GO): fatty acid biosynthetic process
Molecular function (GO): fatty acid synthase activity; 3-oxoacyl-[acyl-carrier-protein] synthase activity
Source: RefSeq, a predicted model, not a curated record
UACACUGGAACCGUCACAUCGCUGGCCGUUGCGUCUGGUAGGAUUUCGUUUACUCUCGGGCUCACCGGUCCAUGCUUUCCGAUUGAUACGGCAUGUUCGGCAUCUUUGGUUGCUUUACAUGUAGCAGUCGGUGCCUUGCGCAGUGCAGAGUGUCCUCUCGCAUGUGUUUGCGGCGAAAAUCUUCUUGAACAGAUGAUAUUUGCCGCAUUCACAAUCGCAGGGAUGCUUUCUUCGCGCGGUCGCUGCCACACGUUCGAUUAG